AUGCUAGCAGCUUGUAUAGAUCUGAAAAGUAGACUCCCCUGGCCAAAUAUGAAAGAAGCCAUGGCAUCAGCGGGAAUAAAUAUGGUAUUUGAUGCAAAAUCUGUUGAAGAUUUUAAGAAUGAUAUGAACACCGAUAUCCGGUACAAGAAGUUCUUAGAACAAUGGAGAACGAAACACAGAGAGUUCAAUCAGUCAUACCUUAUAUUUAUAUACUCAUGUGUGAUUCUGACAUCCAUGACUAAAGCUUUGUCAGACAACAACUAUGAAGGAUGGUUCAACAAAAGGAUCAAAGACUUCUCGGGAACCUUGGGAGAUACUUUUACUCCUGAGAAUUCAAAUCUAGGAACCUAA
Molecule: messenger RNA, 351 nt
Organism: Diabrotica balteata
Lineage: Eukaryota; Metazoa; Arthropoda; Insecta; Coleoptera; Chrysomelidae
Source: the annotation of a GenBank genome assembly